Messenger RNA from Ceraceosorus bombacis, 1267 nucleotides. NCBI's taxonomy places the organism in Eukaryota, Fungi, Basidiomycota, Exobasidiomycetes, Ceraceosorales, Ceraceosoraceae. The record is from the annotation of a GenBank genome assembly.
AUGUCAGACUCUAGCAACGAAGUGCUGGUCAACGUGUUUGGCACUUUGGGCGCGGUGAGCAGUGCCAGGCAUCACCUCGUCCAUAGACCCGACCACACAUAGACAUCGCUCGCCAUUCUUUCAUUACAGGUCCUUUGGUCUGUUCAGCUCCUGCCUCAAAUGUGAGCAAGGCGCGCUUGGAAGGAAUUUACCGAAAUUUGUAUGGACUCGUCAUCUGAUGUAUGGACUCGUCAUCUGAUCGCUUGACUUCGAAUUUGGGCAGCUACCUCAAUCAUCGCCGGCGUCAAGCGCAGGGAGUCCAGCCAUCCUUCAUGAUGCUAUGGGCCGUCAGCGGGCUCGCGCUUGGCGUGCACAAUGUGCUGGCCAACGUCAACAGUGCGUGUACGUCGAAUGCUGAACGCAAUGAGUGCUGACCGCUCGAAAUCUUCGUACAGUUGCAUUACAGGUCCAAGCUCAAAUUCUUACCGCACUUUCCCUAAGUGUGUUGGCAGUCGAGGCUGGGUCAGAUGAAAGGCUGCCCACCGUUUAUCGCCCUGUUCGCCCAUUCUUCGCAGUUACCUGGGCGCAGAUCAUGUACUUUGAACACGUGAGGCAAUAUAUUCCACUACGCUUGCAAAGGCCUUCUCCUUAACUGACAUGUAGAUGAUGCCGGAACUCGUAGGAAUGGAGCAAGCUUCGCACAUGUCUCACUACCGCCAGUCUUGCAUUCGCCUUUGCCGGAGUCGAAGCAGCGCUCAUUGCAGGAUUGAGGGUCAGUUCUGAUCACCCGGAUGCAAUGCCCCACUCUCACACAAACUUCAUUCGCCUUCCGCCUGACAGUAUGGCCUGACGCAGGGACCUCCUCGCUGGUUCCUCACCUUUAUGGCCGUCCUCGCAGCAGUCGGUCUAGCGCUCGGCGUCCUGCGAGAAUAUGUGGACAUUCUCCGCACGCAGUCGACCCAAGAUCUAAGUCUCAUCUUCGUCUACCUAGAUGCGGGGGGAGAUUUGACGAGCUUGAUCAGCGGUGCGUAGGCACGUCGAGAGCAUGCGCAGUGUGCGAGGCUCAUUCCCGCUUGAUCCUUCAGUUGCGCUAGCAUCGCCCCUUUCCAUCGAGUCCAUUGUGAUUUACGCAUCGGAGCUCUUGCUGUGGAUAGGCAUUAUGGUCUUGGCAGUGUGGUUCGGGCCUAUGAAGAGGUGGAGACAUUGGAAGGCAACUAAAGCUCCCGCUAUCAGCAUCGAACAGCAUGUAGAAGAUGUGGAGACCACACAAGCAGCAGAAGUGACGUGA